Messenger RNA from Drosophila ficusphila, 9824 nucleotides. It is a transcript of the gene dysc, whose product is annotated as whirlin. The record is from RefSeq and is a predicted model, not a curated record. NCBI's taxonomy places the organism in Eukaryota, Metazoa, Arthropoda, Insecta, Diptera, Drosophilidae. Gene Ontology annotation, cellular component: cilium; stereocilium tip; stereocilia ankle link complex. Gene Ontology annotation, molecular function: protein binding.
CCAAACGGUCAAGACGCGGAGCUCCGCUGAAAAAUUAAACAAUAUACAGAAGAAGAGAGCGAAGGGGAAGAAACUACAAAAUCGCAGCCCAAAUCGCGCUUCGUCGAAAAGAAAAAAGUGGGCAAAAAAAUAAUUCUAGAAGGCUCGACCGUAUACACCAAAAAAAAAAAACGAAAAAUAAGUGUUUGGAUAUGCAAGUUAAACAAAUACGCCAAUUAUGGGCAGUUUAAGGCGCAAGAAGGAAAGAGACAGGGCAACUCUGGCUCUUCCAUGUUGUUGUGUGUAAUGUGUGAAACGAUUUUCCUCCUCCAACAGUUUUUUUUUUUGGCAAUAUGCAUGGGGUAUGUAGAUACAUCCAAGUACAGGCCGAAAUAGAGCCACAAGGAAGAGCUCCUCAAUAAAUAAGUAACAGAAAAAAAUCAGCGAAAAAACAGAAACAGGAACAGAUGAGGGUUACAUUUUGAGGGAAAACACCAAGGAAAUAAUAACCUUGAAGGCUUUUGGCCAAGGCUCUCAACUUGCUGUUCGAGAGGCUCGCGUACAACAUGGCGUAUGCUUAAUAAAACCAAAAUAAUAUAAGUGAGCAAAUAUGAAAACAUGUGCAACAAAGUGUGCGUGCGCGUGUGUGGGUGCCAAAUAAAGAAUUAAGCAAAUAAAUAAGCGAUUCGACUCGACUCCACUCUAAGCGAUUCCCGAUGACGCAUUCGAGAAGAGUAGGGCAGAAGGUUAAAUUACACAAAACGUCAAAUUCGCCACGUACGACAGCCGUUUCGGAGUCGUUAGUCCGAAAUUCGGUUUCGGAGUCCUCCGUCGGGAUACGGAGUAUCCAGAUAAUAGGCGUGCAGAGAGCACAAACUACAGAGCACCCAACAUUUUCCAACUAAUCCUUGCUAUAACAAAUUCAAGUCGAAGAAAAAAUAAUUCCAGAAAAAAUAAUACAAUUUUAAAAACAAGCCUUAACCGAAUAUCAAGCAAAAUAUUUCAAAAAUUUACUCAACCAGAAAAUGUGCCUAGCUCUCCGAGCGAGGGAGAAAGCUUGAAGAGAGAGAGUGAGAGAGCACGAACACCCUCAACCUGAAUUCACCACGAUAAAAUACAACAAAGAAGGAGAACAAAAAAAAUAGAAAAAAAAAAUACUUUCACUCUCGCCACAACGUGGCGGCAUCGAGAGGCAGGAAGCGCAUAGAGUGACAGACAGACAGACGGACGGCGCUGGGAAAACUCAAAGGGAAAACUUUUUGCAUGCCACAAGCAGCAGGAGCGUCACAAUCAGCAUCAGCUGACUGCUGCAGGAAGCCUGGCAGCGGGACAACUGUGUUGCGGACAGGACGAGCGUCCGGUCCUGUCACAAUCCAUUCAAUACGAAUAGGGGCCUCCAGCGAACACUGGCCACGGGCUCCUCGCGCCGCCACCACUCACCAACACACACACACCGCGCCCAAGCAACGGCACUUUUAAUGUAUCCUUAGAAUUCCAAACAGCUCCAGCAGUGUAAUGCGCCUUGGGGGCAGUGGCAUUCCAUACGACGGCGACCCCCUGACAAUGAGCGCAGCUGGCAACGACUAUGCCGAACUCUGUGAUCUUGGACCCUCGCGAUGGAGUGCCCGACCCUAUGGCUACAAUGCAACGGCAGCGGCAGCGGCCGGUUUCGGUUUGGGUCCGACGUUGGGCGGUACGCAGUCGUCGUCGAGCGUGCCGACGGGCGGAUCGGCGGGCCUCAGCGGUCAUCACCUGCGCGGUAGUGGAGCUCCCGUUCCGAGCAGCUUCGAGGCGGAGGACAUCGGUUUGGCCUUCGGCAUGAUUAGUCCGCCGCCGGGCAGUGGACCCUAUGGCGGAUCAUCGGCGGCAGCGGCAGCGGCGGCGGCGGCUGCGAGCGGUUCGCGGGUGGGAAAUAGCACGAGUUCGCUGCGCGGUGCCGGCGGUCGCUCGGGAUUGUACUACUCACCGCCGGGCACCUCCUACACGAUCAUCGAGCGCCCCCACUCGCCGCACUACUACUUCAACUCGGCGGGCGUGCCCACCAAGGGCGGUUCGCUGCCGGGGCGUGGCAGCGCCUAUCUCAGCUCCUCACCCGCCAGCCACAUGGCCGCCGGCACGGCGGGAACGUUGCCCACCUCGACGGCCGCAAGCGGGCGAUCGAUGGGCGGCCAGCAUGCCAGCAGCAAUGGGAACAAGAAGCGGCCCAUCUCGCCGGAGCAGGUGCUGCGCAUGUUCGGCGCCACCCAGUCGUCAUCAGUUCCUACGAGUAGCUACCACUACAGCAACGGCGGCACGCGGGAUCGGGAUCGCACCGGCAGGCGCAGCCCCGCCAGCAGUCCGCCCUCCACCACCCACCAGAUUUAUCGGGAUCGGGAGCGGGAAAGGGAUCGCAGUGUCCCGAAUAUCCACGAACUUACCACGCGAACCGUUUCCAUGUCGCGCGACCAGCAAAUCGAUCAUGGUUUCGGCAUUUGCGUCAAAGGAGGAAAAGACUCAGGCUUAGGCGUCUACAUCUCACGCAUCGAGGAAAAUUCGGUGGCCGAACGCGCCGGUUUGCGACCCGGUGAUACAAUCCUAGAGGUGAAUGGCACCCCCUUCACCUCAAUCAAUCACGAGGAGGCGCUGAAGAGAUGUGUGCAGAUACUGAAAUCGUCACGUCAAAUCAGUAUGACGGUGAGAGCGCCGCCCACUCUCAACUCGACCGCCCCGCUGCACGGCUUCGGUCCGCCCUCCCGCGACCCCAUGUACGCAUCGAUGGCUCCCCUCCACCCGCAGAACCAGGCGGCGGCGGCGGCAGCAGCGGCGGCGGCGGCCUCCGGGGCGGGUCUGCCCUUCCGCCAGACCUGCUCCUGGAUGGACCGCCACGGACGACCCGCCUCCCCGCCCAUGGAGUACGGGGGCAGGCGCAGCGACCGACGGGAUCGAAUACGUCGUGUCGAGCUGCUAAUCGAGCCCGGUCAAUCGCUGGGCUUGAUGAUCCGUGGCGGGGUGGAGUACGGCCUGGGAAUCUUCGUCACCGGCGUGGAUAAGGACAGUGUGGCCGAUCGGUCCGGACUGAUGAUCGGCGACGAGAUCCUCGAGGUGAACGGGCAGUCCUUUCUCGAUGUGACGCACGACGAGGCGGUGGGUCAGUUGAAGUACCACAAACGCAUGUCGCUGGUGAUACGUGACGUGGGCAAGGUGCCGCACUCCUGCACCUCCAUCGAGAUGGAGCCCUGGGAUGCCUACAGUCCAACGGGCACAAGAGCACGCCGAAAAGGUCAAAUUGCGACCAUGGUGGAGGAGAAGGCGCGCUCUCUGCUGCCCCGUCAUCAUUUUGCAAGCCUUUCCUACUAUAUUGCCGAAUAUAGUGCGAAAGCAAUGACCAUAGAUGCCUUUGUUGCCGUCUUAUUAGAGAUGUUAGAUACGUACGAAAAGCACACGCUAGUGACGGAGAUACGGGAACUUGUGUUCCCCGAGGAUCGCACGCGAUAUGACGAGUUGGUCUAUCGCAGAGAACGCGAUCCUUACAGCGUGGAUAGGCAUAGGCGUAAGGGAGACCCCGCCCGUGAUUUGCCGGUAACUGCCGAUGAUUUGGAAAUUAUAGCCGCCACCGGACGGAGUCCUUCUUCGGACUCGGGCCUGGGCAUGACAGUAACGGAUAUACACAAACGACCCGCACUACAGUUGCCCCAUCGGCCAAUGUCGGCGGGACCCAUACUGCAUCGCUCACAGCCAGCCUCACAUUAUCAGACAGCAAGCAACCAGUCCUCAUCAUCAUUAUCGCCCCCACAACAACAGCAACAUCAGCAGCAACACCAGCAGCAGCAUGCGCAACAGCAACAGCAACAUUAUCCACCCCAUCAUGCCUCAUUGCGUCAUCUGGGCGGAAUCGGCGGCAACGUGGGAUCUGGGCGCCAUCAUCACCAUCCGUUGGGACCAAGUCAAUUGAAAUUCAAGCAGGCCAAAGACAAUCAGCAACAGGAAUACGGCUGUGAUGAGCACAGAACUCGCCGGGGCAGCGAAACCCUUUUACCGGAAUACGAUCAAGAUGCGGAACAGGAGUUGGCCACAAAACUCUCACGAAGUUUCGAUAUGAAGGAAGAAGGCGGCACAUUGCUGGGCGAUAAAGGUGUACGAAGGCAUCAGUCUAUGCAGCGUCUGUCAGCGGAGCAGAAUGGUGGUUCAACGACUGAACAAACACAUGAACACAAUCCAAACGUCGUACCUGAUCAUAGAGGCAACUUACACAUUACAGUUAAGAAAACCAAACCAAUUUUAGGUAUUGCUAUCGAAGGUGGUGCUAAUACAAAACACCCGCUCCCUAGGAUAAUCAAUAUCCAUGAAAAUGGUGCAGCAUUUGAAGCGGGCGGCUUAGAAGUGGGGCAACUCAUUCUGGAGGUAGAUGGAACCAAGGUGGAAGGUCUACAUCAUCAGGAUGUUGCUCGACUGAUAGCCGAAUGCUUUGCUAAUCGUGAAAAGGCUGAAAUAACCUUCUUAGUUGUCGAAGCAAAAAAAUCAAAUUUGGAACCGAAGCCGACGGCGCUGAUAUUUUUAGAAGCCUAACAUUUGCUUGCCCUGCCGGCCAGUGACCCAUUGGAACGACAAAAACUCGAGUUCCUUUACGAAUGGGGCAUCGAUUUAACGGAGACGCCAAAACCAAUGCCAACACCAAUACCGCUAACGAAAGCCAAGAACCCGCCGCCACUGCCACUGCCACACGAGUUGCACAACAACAUCAAUAGCCACUAUGGCAGCAGUGCGGCGAUCAGCAAUCAUCAAUCUCAAUCUCAAACUCAUUCGCAUCCACAUCAACAUUCCCACCAACAGCAGCAGCAGCAUCAGCAACAACAACAGCAACAGCAGCAGCAGCAGCAACAUCAAAACACAAAAACAACGCCCAACACAAACAGCAACACACAAGCAACACCAACGGGAGCAGCAACAACUGCAAACAAACAACAACAACAGGGAAACACCAACACACCAACGAAGGCUUCGCGUGAGGCGACUCCCACAAGGGAACAGCAUCAGCAACGUGCCACGCCCACACGCGAAAGCCAACAACAAACGCCCACCCGCCAGCAGCAACUGCAACGCGAACAACGCGAGCAACGCGAACAACGUGAACAGCAGCAACAUCAACGUGAACAACGCGAGCAACGUGAACGGCAGCAACAUUUGCGCGAGCAACGCGAACAACGCGAGCGGGAAUACCAACACGAACACGAACACCAACACCACGACCAACACCAACACCAACACCAUCGUGAACACUACGAGCAACACCACCACCACCACCAUCAUCAUCAUCAUUCAUCUGGAUCACAGCAGCAACACCAGCGCUACAGCAGCAGCAACAGCUACAAAUCUCAUAAUAAUUCCGUUUACCAGUAAGGAGAAACCAGAAAGCAAGAGUCAAAAAUACAAUUCUCGCAAUUGGAGCUACAAUUCUUUUGGAAACAUUCUUUCAAAACUGCAACAGCAAUUCAAUCAGUAAACAGUUUAAUUGUGCUACCUUUGUUAAAACAAGAAAAAAAUAGGACCUCUGCCUCUCAUGCACGCCUCUUUCUACACUGAACACAACGCGCUUGUCAAAAUAUAUACAAAAUACCCCGGCUGUAUCCGAUCGAAUUAAAAGUGAAUUCUAUGAGCCAACAUAACCCGCUUAACUAGGCCCUCUAGAAAUGUGUUAAUUUGUUGUAGCUGAUGAGAUGCUCUUACCAAAAAAAGAAAAAAAAUUAAUAGAAAUUGAGUCGACAGUUAGGAACAAACCCUUGUUAAUUUUCGUGAGUUUGUUAAUUAUAUUACCCACAUUUCGAAAUAUCAAAUACAAAAUUUUACCACUGCCAAGGUUAAAGAAAAACACUAAAAAAAAUGCUAUAAAAAAUCAAGAGCAUCUCUCUCACUUGGCUUUCCGUUCUAUCCCCACAAAGUUGAAUAUGGCUCGCCCAAAGAAAAUUAUAUUAAUGUUAGAACCAAGAACCACUCCGAUCCUCAACUAGAAUAACCAGAGACAAGACCUAUCCAGUCCUUAGGAAUCCUAAGACCCUCUAUCGAACCACGCGCUAGUCGAAAUGUGUAAAUCUGUGUAAACUCUAAAACAUAUUAUUGUAUGAUUAUUAUUAUUAUACUAUUGAGUAUCAUGCGAGCAAACGUAGCUUAGACCGUUAGUCAUUACUUGUUUAAACUAGUGACCAGACAAGUUUAGGUUCACGAGAUUACUGUAAGAGCAAUGUUAUUUGAUGAUAAACCCACAAAGGCCCCCAAGAAAAGCAACCACAAACCCCAAAUAAGGCAUACAUUAAGAAAAUCAAGAGCUUAAAAUGUUUAAAAUGAACAAGUAAAUAUCUUAAAAAUCCCUUAAACAGUAAGCAAGAAGAAGACGAUGCAGAGAAAAAAAUAUGAACAAAGAAUUAAGGCACAAGACACUGUAAAAUGUAAAAAUAACCAGCAAAACUAGUAACGAAUUGUCGCUUUUGUUAGAUUCAAACACACACUAACACACACGAAUACACGUAUGCACGGCACUCACACAUACACACGCAUGCAUAUUGCCAAAUUGAUUGUAUUUACAGCAGCUAAUUGAACAAAGAAAACCAACAACAAACAAAAAUGAAGCCCACCUAAGCAAAAGAUAAUUUGUAAAAAUUAAAAAUAAUCUUAAAAUUAAAUCACAAAAAAUGUAAAAAGCUAUAAAUAUAUAUAUUAAAAGAAGGAAGCAGUAGCUAUGGCCAUACACACACACUCACACACUAACACUUACACCAACACCCAAUCAGAAAUAUUUAGCCCGAAAAGCGCAUCAAUUCUAAAUUUUAACCAAAAUAUCAAAUUAUAUACCCGCAGUGUUGUAAGGUUAAUCGAUGAUCUAAAAUUCUUUAUGAUCAGAAUAAAUCAAAUUUAUCAUUGCAUUUCAUAGUUCACCAAUUCCGAGAUACUUUUCUCGAUCAAUCUGACAACACCGCAAGGCAUAUCCCUGUUAUUAGUACAACUUAAACUGCACACUGCACAAUUUUUGAAUGUUUGUUAAAUGUUUUAAGGAGCAAAUGCCGACACCAGGACAAAUCCUCUGCAAAAUUGUAUUCUCCUCACCAAACUAACUAAUGGAAAUACCUCGCACCCCAAAAAACCGAUCCCCCAAAAUCCCAACUCCAAUCCCUAAAAAAUGGUAAACGAAUUAUGAAACUGCUAGGGCAGACGGGCAUCUAUGUCUGUUCUACCAUCUUAAAUGCAAAAAUAACAUUAACGCUGUAGAGAACAAGAAGAAAUUAACGCUUAAAAUUUGAGGUUGAUUGGCAUUAAGUAAAAGUUAAACGAUGUUGAAGCAGGAAGAGCCGAGCCGACAGGGCGCGAUCACGAGCAAGUAAAAAAUUAUAUAACAACUUUAACAGGCACGACGAACAACAUAUUGUGCAAAAACACAACUAUAACUUCAUACGUAUUGUGUAAAAUAUUAGCAAAAGACGAAAUCCUUUUUAUAGAUCAAAAACAAAAAACAAAACCAACGUAUUUUUCGCUCUCUAUCUUUCACCUUCGAUUAUACGAUCUACGACCUAUAUCUGUAUCUGUAUCUGUCACUCACUCAGUCAAUCGUUCUUCAGUCAAUCGUUUCGGCAAGUUUGUUGAUUUCGUUUGUUGUGUGUGAUAGUGUUUGGAAUAAAAUGAAACUUUUGCAUGUCACAAAAGCAAUUUGUUCACCCUAAGUCCCCCAAAAAGUUAACUUUGUGUCUAAUGAAUAUGUAUAGGGCAUGGUUUCCAUGUCGGGCUUGUUUUUUAUAUCAUCUCGAAAAAACUUUGAAAGGAAAACUAUUUCUCUGCUUAACUCUCUCUUAUUAACUCUCUUUAUGUAUGUGUGUGUGUGGAAAGUAAAUAUACAAAAUUAUUACAAUUGAAAUUGAAUCGUUAUAUGAGGUAUUGUACUUGUAUUUUUGUUGACUAUUAUGUAAUUAAACGCUUUACUGAAUAUCAGUUAUGUACAUUUUUUAGCUACAAAUAAAAAAUUAAAACCAUAUUCAAGCAAAGAAGCUUAUGCUGUUACUUAUUGUUAGUGAAUUUACCACAAAAAAAAAAAACAAAAAACAAAAACAAAACAACAACUGAAACAAAAAUCUAAAAUAUAAAAAUCAAGUUGAAUUUUUCAAAAUUUAUAAAAACCAAAAAUCAUUUUGCAACGUUCAUGCGUGAAGAACAAAAAUAUCAAGGGGAUUGCCUUGUGGACGCACUUACGCCUUUGUAAAUUGCGAUACAUUUUGAUGAGAAGGCUUAACUUAAACUUUGAGAACUACCAGAUAAAUAUCUAUUUAAUAUAACGUAUACAUGCAUACAAGCAACUUAUAAACAUAUACCGUAUAUAAAACGUAUGCUAAACUAUAUCUAAAUUGUAAACGACAAUGAGAAGCAAUUUUAAGCAAAAUGAAGAAAACCAUUUCAAUUUCAACUUCAAUACCCCCCCACAUGCAACACACACGGAUGAAGCAAGACAUUUAUGUGAAUUAAUAUGUAUAGUACUAUAUGUAACUAUGAUUACAAAACAGCAACAAGGCUAUCUAUAUGCUAUGCUAAUGAAAGGGUAAACGGCAUUUAAACUCAUUCAACCGAAAACAAACAGAAACCGCAUCACACAAGGAAGAAAUGAAAGCUUAUAAAUACCAUAUAGAACCGUAUAUGUACCAUACCAUAUAUAGAUCCACAACCAUGUACCACGUAAAUAUCGUAUCGUAAAUAGCAAUAGCAGAUAGUUAUAGUUGAUAUGGAUAGCUAAAUUACCGAAUAGCAAAGCCUCAGCCGAAGCAAACUUGUUGUACGAUUAAGAUUGAGCUAGACUUUUAACCAGAGAUAAUCCAACUUGUAGAUAUAUCGAUAUAUCACGUAACAGUGUAUGAUUGUGUAUAUUACCGGAUAAAAAAGAACUCUUAUGAUUUCCAGGUCUCGCUUUUCAGUUAAUCCCCUUUAAAUCCAACUAAAAUAUAUCAAGGCCUCCCAAAAAAACCUUUAAUGCAUUCAGACCAGACCACAAAAACAACAACCAACUACAACAAAAACAAACUGUGCCACCUAGUACAUAACAAGAAAUGGUUAUAUAUCUGUAUCUGCUAUAUAGACACUAUAAACACAUACAAUUCAACACGGACUUGUACUAUAUCUAGAUAUAUUAUAUAGAGAGAAGGAAAACAUUCAAUGCUCACUUUUAUAUUUUUUAUCAUACAUACCUAUAUCGAAGAAAGCACCGUAAGAACCACUGAUUAACAAAAACAAAACCAACCAAACAUAGGAAAAUUCUCAUGCCCAAAGAACAUAUAUUUAUAUAUAGUGUACAAGUUCUAUAAGCCUAGUUAUUCGUUCCAUUGCUUUUUAGAGCCAAUUUGCUUUGCUUGCGAGACAAAAUUCCCUGGAAAACCCCGUACCUCUAUAUUAUUUUUGAUUUAUUACCCCGUUCAAAAUGACAAUUAGAAAGGAUAACACCAGGCAUAAACGCAAAAGAUCGAGCUAAACUAGUGCUUAGUGUUUAAUGAUAAACAAUUCCAAUAAAAGUAUUUCAGUUGUGUAUAUUGUAAAGAACAAUUAUGAAUGAACAAAUAUAAAGUUAAACAUUUAAAAAAUAAUUCAAAAAAUUUAUUGAAGCAUUAAUAAUAAUUGUAUUUAUCAAAAUUAAUACAAAACAAAUUUAAGGCAUUAGCAUAGCAAAGAUAACGGUAUACAUAAAUUGAAAUGAAAAUGAACACAAAAAGCGCUGAUUUAAUAUUAUAUUAUUAAUUAUAUUAUUGCAAACAACAAAGUGAAAAACAAAUGAUAUUGUCCUUGGUAUUUACAUAUACAUAAAAAAACAGCAAAAAACAAGAAAAAUAAAAAGAAAACGUUUUUUU